Molecule: messenger RNA, 2042 nt
Organism: Aedes albopictus (Asian tiger mosquito)
Lineage: Eukaryota; Metazoa; Arthropoda; Insecta; Diptera; Culicidae
Product: general transcription factor IIF subunit 1
Exons: 3
Coding region: 184-1896 (570 amino acids)
Biological process (GO): transcription initiation at RNA polymerase II promoter; positive regulation of transcription elongation by RNA polymerase II
Cellular component (GO): transcription factor TFIIF complex; nucleus
Molecular function (GO): TFIIF-class transcription factor complex binding; RNA polymerase II general transcription initiation factor activity; DNA binding
Source: RefSeq, a predicted model, not a curated record
GUCGCGGAACCGGACCGAGUGGUUGGCAAAUCAGCAACAGUUUAGCAGAGCAGCAGCGCAUUCCGCCACCAUUGCUGAAAAAAGUGAAAUUUGUUUAGGUUUUUUCCCGUUUUUGGUGAUUUGCUAGUGCUUGAAACUAGAGUCCCGUACUGAGAAACCAGCGAACAUUGACAAGCGGGUGAAAUGAGUGGUCCUUCGAACCAACCAUCCGGAAGUGGUGGUGGCGCAGGACCAUCGGCGGGGCCGCCGGUGUCAGUGCAGGAAUUCAGCAUCCGGGUGCCGAAAAACCUCAAGAAGAAGUACCACGUUAUGCGCUACAAUGCCACGUUGAAUGUGGACUUUACGCAGUGGCGCACGGUCAAGAUGGAACGGGAGAACAACCUGAAGGAGUUUAAGGGUCUGGACGAGGACAUGCCCAAGUUUGGGGCCGGGUCGGAGUUUAACCGGGAUCUGAGGGAGGAGGCCCGCCGGAAGCGGUACGGGAUCAUUGCGAAGAAGUAUCGGCCGGAUGCGCAGCCUUGGAUUCUGAAGGCUGGCGGAAAGAAGGACGGGAAGAAGUUCCGGGGGAUUCGGGAAGGCGGAGUAGGUGAGAAUGCGUCGUUCUAUGUGUUUACUCAUGCGCCGGACGGGGCGAUUGAGGCGUACCCGUUGAACGAGUGGUACAAUUUCCAGCCGAUCCAGCGGUACAAGGCCCUAUCGGCGGAGGAAGCGGAACUGGAGUUUGGCCGGAGGAAAAGGACGAUCAACUAUUUCUCGUUGAUGUUGAAGAAGCGCAUGAAGAAGGAUGAUGAUAUUCCAGAGGAUUUGGAGGAGACGAAGGGAAAGAAGGGUGGAGUUGGUAAGGCCAAGGAUCUGAAGAUUAGCGACAUGGACGAGUGGAUCGAUUCGGAUGAGAUGAGUUCCGACGACGAUGAUGACGGCGAAGGGAAGACCAAGGAGAAGGACAGCGACGAUGAGGCGGACAAGAAAGCCAAGAAUAAGAAGGCGUUGGCCGAUAAGAAAAAGAAGAAACGAGACGUCGAUGAGGAAGCCUUUGAGGAAUCGGACGAUGGAGAUGAGGAAGGCCGGGAAUUGGACUACAUUUCGGAUUCUUCCGAAAGCGAGUCGGAACCGGAGGCCAAGGUAAACAAGGAACUUCAGUCAGUAGCUGAGGAAGAUGCCUUGCGGAAAUUGUUGACAUCGGACGAAGACUCAGAAGACGAGGAAAAGAAAUCGGACGAAGACGAGAACAAAAAAGACGAAGAGAAGAACGGCAAAACAAAGGACAAAGAAAAAGAAACUAAGGAAAAGGAUACCAAGGAAUCAAAGAAAAAGAAGAAGGACAAAAAGAAGAAGAAAAAGCCGGAAAACGAUAAGAAAGAUUCGUCCAGCGGUUCCAGUUCGGACAGUUCCGAUUCCGACGGGGACAACAGCAAUUCCAAGCAGAAGAAAAAGCACAAAAAGGAUAAGGAAGGCAUCGCAUCGAACCUGUCCAGCGCUAACAAUUCUCGCUCCGCUUCUCCGAGUAUGUCGCAGCUGGAGGGCAACAAACGCAAGCUGGCCGGUUCUAACAUGCCGAUGGCGGAUUUCACCGGGUCGGACAACAGCAACAGUCCGGUGUCGACGCCAGCCAAGAAGGCCAAAAUGGACUCGACUCCGUCGCUGCCGCCGACUUUCACCGGGCUCGUGAGCUCCAACAGUAGAGAUGACUACGGCAUCACCGAGGAAGCCGUUCGGCGCUACCUGAUGCGUAAGCCGAUGACCACCACGGAACUGUUGACCAAGUUCAAGAACAAGAAAACUGGCGUUUCGAGCGAGAAACUAGUGGAAACGAUGACGGCCAUUCUGAAGAAGAUCAACCCGGUCAAGCAGACGAUCCAAGGGAAGAUGUACCUCAGCAUCAAGGUUCCCAAGUGAACAUGCCAUCGAUCGGUGUGUCUAGCUAGAUCAAGUAAGUGUUGAUUCUAUACGGGGGGCUUACGAUAAAAGCAUAUAAUUCCUAGCGUAAUUUAUUAAUCCUAGUAAGAUAAUCAUAAUACAGUGGCGCAGCGUCGCAAUUUUGA